AUAUAUUAUUGUGUAUAUAUUUCGGACGGCGGCACAGCUGAUUUGCCGCGCAGACGAGUGCGACAACCGUUUUGGUGUAGAAAGGAAAAGGGAGAGAGAGUAAGAGAGAAAAAAAGAAAAAGACCACCGAAACGACAACAAACACGAUUCGUUCUGCGAGCUGGAGGUCGGCGACGACGGCGGUAUUUUCCGAUUGUGACGCAGGCACGACAAGCAACUCAUAAGUCAUAGCAUACUCGUUGUCGCGUGCUAUAUUAAAAGACCUUUGACAACGGCUACGUCUCAUCAACGCCAUUAUUUUAGCACGAGUCCCUGUGCUGUCUGUCACGUCUGCUAUAUUAUUAAUUUCUUAUAGUUAACUACAAUGAAUGACGCCAGUUCAUCUAACAUUGAUGGUGUUUUGAAAAGGAAAAGACAUAACUCUGAAGGCUAUUUACAUAGUGGUACAGUGUCGGGCAAGCGGAUGAAAAUUGACCAUAGUCCUAUUGAUCUUCCAAGUAUUUUAUCUAGAUCUAAAUUACAUGGUUCAUCACAGUCAUCACUAUCGGAUGAUAGUGAGCAUCAAUAUUUUACUAAUUUACAAAGAAACUCUAGAGUAAGAGCUGACUCUGAUCCAUUUCAAACUAACUCUGAAAACAGUGAUUCCUUCCAACAAUUAACUGUUGGUAAUAAUGGUAGUGUAGAGCGGCGGCCAUUAUCUGAGUUACAAGUUCUGUCACCGGACUCGCAUUCAAUUUAUUCAGAUGAUAGGUCGGAAUCAGAAGCUAGUAGUCCUGCUCUCAGUGAACCUGCCCCAUUAUUAUCUGACAAUGAAUUAAGCCCAGAUUGUAUUGAUAGUUCUGAACCAAAGAAAAAUAUUGAAAAUGAUCCACCUACAUAUGUGCCUACUCCACGUUAUUCAAAUAUUCAAGAUAGUGUUGGAAGUACUAUAGUUACUACUUGGAGCAAAUUUCGUGACAUGGCCAUUAACCAGAAGCCAGUUGCAUUAAAUGAAAGACCUUGUCCAUUGCCAGAAAUUCCUUGGGGUAAACGAGCAGCUUUUUGGCAAAUGAUAUGUAAUAGAGAUUCUGUAACAUUAACAUACAGAAAUCCUGAUUACCAAGAUUGCCAUGAACAUAUAACAUCUCGAAUGAGAGCUAUUCUUUUAGAUUGGCUUAUUGAGGUGUCAUCUGUUUAUAAGCUACAUAGAGAAACUUAUUAUUUAGCUAUGGAUUACUUAGACAGAUAUUUAUCAAACAGUGAUUCUAUUCCUAAACAAAAAUUACAACUCAUUGGAAUUACUUGUCUAUUUAUGGCUGCCAAAAUGGAAGAGAUUUACCCUCCUAAACUAACUGAAUUUGCUUAUGUCACUGAUGGUGCAUGCACUGAUGAAGAUCUGUUAGAUAUGGAGAAAAUAUUAUUAAUGCAUUUGCGUUUCCGUUUAACACCUAUUUCUAUAAACUAUUGGGUAGAAUUAAUGUUGCAAUUCAUUUGUGUUGAUGAUAGUACAGCUGAAGACAGUUUAAUUACUCCACAAUUUCCUCAAAAUUUAUUCAAUCAGGUGGCUCAUCUUUUAGAUUUAGCAACUCUAGACUCGACUAGCUUACGCUACUCAUAUAGUGAAUUGGCAGCGUCUGCUCUUACUAUAGUACUAAAUAAAAAAAUUGCUUUAACCAUUUCUGGUUUAUCAGAAGGAAAUGUAUGUAAUUGUGUUGAAUGGAUGUCUGUAUACUGGAGUGUAAUUCUUGAAGAAUAUCAGUAUGAAGAAAUUGAUUUUGAAAAUGAUUCAGAACAAGUAGAUGGCACACAUGUUAAACAACAACACUUAGUCAGUAUGGAUAUGUAUGAUUUAGCACAGAGUAGAUUUGAACUAAUUCAGUUAUCCCGGAUUAAGGGUCCAGUAACUCCUUCAAACUUAUUAACACCGCCAUGGAGUGGUAAAAAAUAUCCUGUAACAGCUGAAGAAUGCAAACCCUCAUGUAGCUACAAAUAAAAAUUAAAUACUGACAACACCAACAGUAAGAUUUUUUAUUAAAACAUGUAUAUCUUACCUUGCAAUUGGUCAUUGUAUUCAGAUGUAUUCUAGUUUUCUUUGUGUUAAAAAAUAUUUUAUUUUAAUUGAUAGAUUCUGUCUUGACGACCUAGAUUAUUUAAAUGUGCAA
Molecule: messenger RNA, 2141 nt
Organism: Melanaphis sacchari
Lineage: Eukaryota; Metazoa; Arthropoda; Insecta; Hemiptera; Aphididae
Product: G1/S-specific cyclin-E
Exons: 10
Coding region: 365-1972 (535 amino acids)
Biological process (GO): G1/S transition of mitotic cell cycle; regulation of cyclin-dependent protein serine/threonine kinase activity
Cellular component (GO): centrosome; cyclin E1-CDK2 complex; nucleus
Molecular function (GO): cyclin-dependent protein serine/threonine kinase regulator activity
Source: RefSeq, a predicted model, not a curated record